Brassica napus (rape) is the source of this 3333-nucleotide messenger RNA. RefSeq names its product serine carboxypeptidase-like 14. Gene Ontology annotation, molecular function: serine-type carboxypeptidase activity; acyltransferase activity, transferring groups other than amino-acyl groups. The transcript is spliced from 14 exons. The record is from RefSeq and is a predicted model, not a curated record. Gene Ontology annotation, biological process: proteolysis; secondary metabolic process. Lineage: Eukaryota; Viridiplantae; Streptophyta; Magnoliopsida; Brassicales; Brassicaceae. The coding region runs from base 1889 to 3199 and encodes 436 amino acids.
AAUAUUUAUUCUAUUAUAAAUAGGGUUCAUUGUUAAAAUUUAUUAAAUCCAUGUCCAAUUCUAUAUUGUUUGAUUAUUAUGAUAUUGUCCACUUUAGGUCUUAGGCGAGUCCGCAUGGAUUUACUUUUAGUUUCUUUCUCAAUAUGCCUCCUACUAAUUAGAGUUAGUCAUCUCUUUAUAUAUUAGACUCUUUUUUGUCUAAUUUCCAAUGGAGGACUUUGUUUGAUAUCUCACAUUCUCCCUCAAACUAAGGACCACAUUCAUUUCGUGUGUUUUUUUUCUUCCUUUGAGAAUGCGUCUCCACAGCAUCUUGUUCCUUUGAGAAUGUUUAUUCCACCCAAUUUCACAGGUUCCAUGAUUUUGACUUGUUUCUGCCAUAGAUUUCUUCUUCCGAUUUGAAGAAUCUACUUCCUAGUUGAACGGUAUUUUGGUUUUCUUGCAGAUCUUCACCAAUCUGGCUCUGAAUGAAUUUAAUUUUGGUUUUCUUCAAACAAAAUUCUGCUAAUCAGAAUUCGACAUCUUUUUAUAUAUUAAACUCUCUUUUAUUUAAAUUCCAAUAUGGCACUUCGUUCGAUAUCUCAUAUUCAUACGUUUUUUUUCUUGUCAACAAUAGUGUUCAUAAAUGAAGUGUAGACAGCAUAAAUGUUUUUCAGUUUCAAACAAAAAAAGCCAAUAGUGUUCAUACGUUAAACUCCCUGUUCGAAACUACGCUAGGCGCUAGUCGGACGGCAUCCUCAGGCCUAGCGAGUUACCGAAAAAUCGGAGAUUAAACGGGAUAUACGCGGGCCUAGUUUUUAAUAUAUUUUUAUUUUAUUUAAUAAUUAAAAUUAAAUAUAUAGCAUAAAUAACAUUAUAAUGUGAUAAUUUAUAUAUACUCAAAUUUAUAUCAAUAAUUAACUUUAAUAAAAUCUAUUUUUAAAAAUAUAUAUGUAUAUACACAGGCCUAGACAACAAAUAAGGAAUUAAUUAGAGAUUAGUUUUUGUACUUUUAUUAUAAGCAUAUGCGUAAAAUGUCAAAGAUCGGUUGUCUCCUAGUGGUCAAGACCACUGCUAUCACGCUGAGCAACCUGGCUUUGACGUCCCAUCUGUGCAUUUUAUUUAUUUUCGCAUUAUAAUGUUAAAAUACAAGAGUCCCACAUCGGUUACAGAAGAAAAAGGAAGGGAAAUGCAUCUCUAUAUAUUGUGUCCUCUACAUGAAAUGUAUUGUUAAGAUAUCGGGCCAAUUAAUCAGUUUGACGGGCCGCCUAGUCGGCUUAUUGGACCGAUUAAAUAGUUUCCGAUUUUAUUGACCGAUUUGGUCAAAAUCGCAGCGGACAAAGUCCGAGUAGCGAUUAGACGCCGCCUAGGCGGCUAGGCGCCUGCUUUUUUGAACAGGGGUUAAACUUAAGAAUUACUCUCUCUCUUACGUUACUUUUCACCGCAACAAAAAGAAUAUACUAUAUAAUAAUACUCCGUCCAUUUCUUAUUGUAAGUUGUUUAAGGAAAAAUUUUUUGUUUCAAAAUGUAAGUAGUUUCCGAAUAUCUAGAUAACUUUUACAUUUAUUAGAUAUAGUGUAACCAAUCAAAUAAUAUCAAUUUUUUAUAAUUGGUUGAACUAAUUUUAAUAACUUAGCUUUUAUAUUUUCUUAUUUAAGUUUCAACAAAAGCAACGGUACUUCUUAGGUAAUGCCAAAUAGUUGAAAAACUUAUUUAUCUUGAACAGGCUGCAACAUACACGCGACUAUAUGUCCCUUCCAGAUGCAUUCUCAUGUGACCCUGACUUGCUCGGUUGGUUACAGAGAGACUACCCUGAAAUUAGUGAUUUAAAUAUGGCAGUGGGUCGGUUAAUUUAUUAACUCGAUACUGUUUUCAAGUAUAAAGAUCUUUUUUCAAAACACUCAAAACAAAAAUGGAUGCUUGGGUACUCAAGUUUCUGCUUCCACAACUUCUGAUUGUGUUGAUUAUUCAGCUUGCUGAUGCAAGCUCUGUCAUCAAAUAUCUUCCUGGCUUUGAGGGCCCUCUGCCUUUUGAGCUUGAAACCGGUUACAUUGGUGUCGGUGAGGCAGAGGAAGAUCAAAUGUUCUAUUACUUCAUCAAAUCUAAGAGGAACCCUGAAGAAGACCCUCUUCUUGUCUGGUUAAGUGGAGGACCUGGCUGCUCUUCUCUCACUGGCCUUUUUUAUGAGAAUGGGCCUCUGGCUUUCAAUGUUGAGCCCUACAAUGGAAGUAUCCCUUCUUUGGUCUCUACUACAUAUUCAUGGACUAAGGUUGCAAAUAUAAUAUAUUUGGACCAGCCUGUUGGGACUGGCUUCUCCUACUCAAGAAACGGAUUUGCUGAUAGACCAAGUGACACAAGAGCAGCUAAGCGGGUCAAUGAGUUUCUUCGUCGGUGGCUAGACAAGCAUCCUGAAUAUUUCUCCAAUCCUUUUUAUGUAACCGGAAACUCUUAUUCCGGUAAGGUGGUUCCAGCCAUCGUUCAAGAAAUCUCAAAUGGAAAUUAUAUAUGUUGCAAACCUCAAAUAAAUCUUCAGGGCUAUGUGAUCGGAAACCCGAUAACAAACUUUGAUUUUGAUAAUAACACUCGCGUUCCAUUUGCUCAUGGAAUGGCACUCAUAUCUGAUGAACUCUUUGAGUCGAUGAAGAGAAGCUGUGGAGGAGACUAUUUUCAUGUGGAUCCUCUUAACACGGAAUGCUUGAAACUCGUUAAAGACUACAAGAAGUCUGUCUCUAGAGUACAUGAAGCAAAUGUUCUGCAAUCAAACUGUGACAAAACAUCUCCUGAUUGCUAUAUGUAUCGGUAUUCACUAUCCGAAUACUGGGCUAAUAGCGACAGUGUACGCAGUGCACUUACAGUGGCGAAGGGGACUAAAGGAAAAUGGGAGCAAUGUAACUGGAGCUUGAAUUGCAAGCAAGACAUUCAAAGCAGCAUACCAUACCAUAUGAAUAACAGCGUCAAAGGCUAUCGAUCUCUCAUCCUCAGUGGUGAUCACGAUAUGACAAUCCCUUUCAUUGGAACUCAAGAGUGGAUAAGGUCUCUAAACUUUUCCAUUAUUGAGAAAUGGAGGCCAUGGAUGAUACAAGAUAAAGUCGCUGGAUACACCCAAACUUAUGCUAAUAAGAUGACAUAUGCCACUGUGAAAGGUGGCGGGCACACGCCAGAGUAUAGACCAGUGGAGAGCUUCAUCUUGUUCGAGAGGUGGAUAAGUGGACAAACUCUCUAAACCUAGAAACCUUAAUCUUGGAGUUAAUUAUUAUCUGUUUAAUUGAAGCCAAAAGUGCUUUGUUUCCGAAUGCAUAGAGAGACGCAUUAUGUUAUUAUUGUAUUGACUAACGUUUUUUCUUGUUUUGGACCGUU